Molecule: messenger RNA, 3581 nt
Organism: Chelonoidis abingdonii (Abingdon island giant tortoise)
Lineage: Eukaryota; Metazoa; Chordata; Testudines; Testudinidae
Gene: CPOX
Product: coproporphyrinogen oxidase
Cellular component (GO): cytoplasm
Molecular function (GO): coproporphyrinogen oxidase activity
Source: RefSeq, a predicted model, not a curated record
GCCGUGCUCGCCGGGAUGGGAGCGCUGCUGGCAGGCUCAGGCGGCGCGAGGGGGCUGCCAGUGGCUGCGGUCAUGUCCCUGCUGCUGCGUGCGGGUGGGGGUGCGCUGCGCCCAUGCUGCCGCGCCGCCUCCCGCAGGGGGCUCGGCUCCUCCUGCGGCGGCUGGGGACCUCCGGGNCUGGGGCUGGGGCUGGUGCGGCGGGCGGAGAUGGUGUCGCGGGAGCCGGUGGCGCCCGGCCUGGGGGAGGCGGCGGCGGAGGAGGAGCAGGACGAGCUGUCCCGGCGCUGCGGGGAUUUCAUGGCCCAGCCGGUGAGCGGGCUGCGGGAGCUGCGGAGCCGGCGCCAGGACAUGCGGAGCCGCAUGGAGAUGCUGAUCAUGGAGACUCAGAGCCAGGUGUGUCGCGCCCUGGCCCAUGUGGAUCGCGGCGCCGCCUUCACCGUGGACCGGUGGGAGAGGAAAGAAGGUGGUGGUGGUAUCAGUUGUGUGCUCCAGGAUGGCAACAUCUUCGAGAAGGCAGGCGUCAAUGUUUCUGUAGUUUUUGGACAUCUUUCCGAAGAAGCAGCCCAACAGAUGAGAAGCAGAGGGAAAACUCUGAAGACCAAAAAUGGUAAAUUGCCUUUUUGUGCCAUGGGUGUAAGCUCCGUUAUCCAUCCAAAGAAUCCCCAUGUUCCAACUAUACACUUCAACUACAGAUACUUUGAAAUUGAAAAUGCUGAUGGGACUAAGCAGUGGUGGUUUGGUGGUGGAACAGACCUGACUCCAACUUACUUGAAUGAAGAGGAUGCUGUUCAUUUUCACAAAACUCUGAAGGAAGCUUGUGAUCAGCAUAAUCCAGAACUGUACCCCAAAUAUAAGAAGUGGUGUGAUGAUUACUUUUACAUCAAGCACCGUGGAGAGCGAAGAGGGAUUGGGGGCAUAUUCUUCGAUGAUCUAGACUCUCCCUCAAAAGAAGAAGCAUUUCAGUUUGUGCAGAGUUGUGCCAAAGCCAUUGUGCCUUGCUACAUUCCCAUUGUGAAGAAACACUCCCAUGACCCUUUCACACCAGAGGAAAAGUUAUGGCAACAGCUUCGUAGAGGGAGGUAUGUGGAGUUCAAUCUUGUUUAUGACAGAGGUACAAAGUUUGGCCUUGCAACGCCAGGAUCCAGGAUUGAAAGCAUUCUUAUGUCUCUGCCACUGACUGCCAGGUGGCAGUACAUGCACACACCGCCAGAGAAGUCGAGAGAAGCUGAAAUCCUGGAAGUCCUGCGAAAUCCCAAGGACUGGGUGCACUGAUGAACAGUGUGAAGGAGAUGCUCAAGUAUAAGCAAACAACAUGAACUCUUACCACCUGGCUCACUCAAACUGCCGUUGCCUGGCAGUUCAGUGGCUGGAUUUAUAUUCUUAUCACGUGCCUUAAAAAUGUUGUAAAUGUGUCACCUUUGCAUGUUGGUGCAGUGUUUCACUAGCUGACACACUUUUCUCUGUUACCUUGUAGCGGGUACGUGAGAUAUGAGUAGGACCAACUGAUGUGUUCAGUAACUGUUUUUCAAUUUGUCUUAAUACACAAUGGUACAAAAUACUGUGAAAUAUUCCCCUAAAGAAUUAGUGUUUUCCAAGCUAAAGGUUAGUUGUGCCCUAAAUUACACUGCUUGCUGUUAGGAAAUUCACAGGAAAUUUUAACAUUUUAAAAAUAAUGUUCUUAUUUGUUUCAUAGUUAAAUGAGUGUCUCUGUUCUGGUGUGUAUUAAACCUCUUUUUAAAUUCAGUUUCAGAUAUUUUAUAGCCCAGUUAUUUUUCACUAAGGGACAGAUUUUUAAAGGUAUUUUGGUGCCUGACUCUCAUUGAUGUCAGUGGGAUUUGGAUUGGGUGCCCAAACACUUUUUUUUAAAUCUGGCCCUGCGUUCCUAAAAUAUAAUUUCACAGAGUGGUGGUUGCUUUAAAAAACAAGUUGAAAAUCCACUGAAAGCAGGUUUGACUCUGGGCCAGCUAAGUAAAAUUAGCUCCCUUACCUUUUUUCAGACCUACCAACCAGGGCUAUAUUAAAGACAGACUGCACAAACAAAAUAGUGAAGCCAUACAUUUUAAGGAAGGGGUUUUUACGUUAAUCAUAUCCCAGCCAUCAAGACUGCAGUAUAAAAUAUGUUUUAUCAAGGUGCUUUUUAGAUCAAAAAUCCUCUACGAUGUAUUAAAAUUCACCUUUCCAUGAAAACAGAGCACAAAGUAUGUUUAAGAAAAUGCUGACCCAAAAGAGGAGGAAAUCCAGCUAUAUACUAGUUUUUACACUAGGUUUUAUUUACAUGAAUGUACUUCUGAGCUAAAGCGUCCUUCACUCACUGCUGACUCUGAGGCCUUUAGGGGAUGGUGGCAAAGAUUGCAGAGAACACUUACUAUUGGAGGGAAGUUGUGACAUGCUGCACUGUACACCUCUCACAGAAGAACAUCCAACAUUGUUAAAUGUGGGUGUCUAAAGUUAAGCACUGAAAUCCAGAAUGCAUUCAACCCCCCCUUGAUUCUGUGGAAUAGUCCCUUACUCCUUAAAUAACUCCGUUCAUGUCAGAGGACUACUUGAGGAGUAAGGCACUACUCAGUAUGAACAAUUGACAGAAUCUCACCCCUUCCAUGUCCCCAGGUAUCUAAGGUGGCCUGGGCUAAACAAAGCUGCACCAGUUUAACUAAAAGUCUGAUCUUAAACCAACUUAGUUAAACUGGUGUAGCUUUGUGUGGCACUAUUAUACUUACUUCAACCUGGCUUAUACUAGCUUAGUUUGCACUGACAAAUUUAAACUGAGUAUCAAUGUCCACAUAGAGACUUGCACUAGUUAACUUGGUUUACUAAUUCAGUUAAAGUUAAACCAAUGGGCAAACCCCAAGUGGACUGACUUUCAAAGAUGCUCAGAAUCUUUGAAUAUCAAGCCUUUUUUUUUUUUUUUUUUUUAGGUGUUUUUAGAAACCCAAAUCUGAAAAAUGUGCCCUGUUUUAGCAAGAUGCUAAUUACAGCUUUCUUCUGUUUGCUAUUUGACUUGUCAUUGGACACUACUGUGAAACUGAAUAAAGUGGCUAGCGCUGCAGAUGUGUUAGUGGUCACUGAUUUCUCAUGGUGAAAGAGGAAAAAUUAUGGAAGUAAUCAAAUCACAGGCAGUGCCGGCUCUAGGCACCAGCAAACCAAGCACGUGCUUGGGGUGGCACAAUUUCAGGGGUGGCAUUCCAACCACCUUUUUUUUUUUUUUUUCGCUUUGGCAGUUGUGUUCCUGGAGGUGUGGUGUUUUUGUUGAUUUGUUUGUUUGUUUGUUUUUUCUUGAGGCUGCAAAAAACUUAUAGCCGGCCCUGAUCACAGGUACUUUUUAGUGUACUAAACGAUCUAUUCUGAUCCUAUUCACAAAUAGGAGUGUGAGUGCCAUGAUAAGCACAAGCCAAGUUCUCUGUUAGCCUUUGCAAUUUUAUCUUCAAGCUUAUGAUAUUUGGUGGCUUUCUUUAAAGCCCCGGCACUCAGAGGCAAGUGAUUACUGGAGAAUCUCUGCUUCUGCUUCCAGAGAAAAGUCUGAAACCAUGAACAGAGUGUAAUUCAAAGGUUCAGAAUGCCAAUAAAAAGAACCCACUUUGUGA